AUGGCAGCGGAACCGGAGGAGGGGAGCGAGAACCCCCGAGGCAACGACGACCCGGUCCUAGUGGUGGUCGGGCCAACCGCCACCGGCAAGAGUCGGCUGGCGGUCGAGAUCUGUCAGCUGGUGGACGGCGAGAUCAUCAAUGCCGACGCCUUGCAGGCCUAUCGCGGUCUCGACAUUGGCACCGCCAAGCCCGAAUCCGAGCUGCUGGCGGCGGUGCCCCAUCACCUGAUCGACAUUCUCGAGCCCACCGAAGUCUAUUCAGCUGGCGAAUUUGCCCGCCGUGCGCGCCGGUCGAUCGCUGAUAUCAGGCAGCGCGGACGACGACCAGUCGUGGUCGGUGGUAGCGGCUUCUAUGUCCGCGCCUUGUUGUUCGGGCUGAGUCCCAUCCCUGAGCCCGAUCCUGAUUGUCGCCAGGAGCUGCUAGAACGCCUCGGUCGCGAAGGGCUGGAGAGCCUGUGGCUGGAGCUUCAAGAGGUCGAUCCAGCGACCGCCAGCCGCUUGCAUCAGGCAGACCGCCAGCGCAUUCUGCGGGCCUUGGAAGUGGCCCGAUCGAGCGGCCAGCCGCUGUCGGAGUGGCGCCGAUUGCGGCCCCUCGAGGAGCCUCUCGAGGCCCUGACAAUCGGAUUGACGCUGCCGCGGAGCAUCCUGUACGAUCGCAUUGACAGUCGCAUACGGGAAAUGAUCGCAGAAGGCUGGGUUGGCGAGGUCACCGGGCUGCUCGCUAGGGGAAUUGAUCCAGCUGCUGCGGCAUUUCAGGCGAUUGGUUACAGACAGAUGGUCCGCCAUGUUCUCGGCGAGUGGAGUUUGGAAGAAGCGAUAGCGGACACGUCCACUGCAACUCGCCGUUAUGCCAAGAGACAGCUUACGUGGUUUCGAAAAGAGGCCGGUAUCCGUUGGCUACCGACCUCGGCCGAGGUGGACCUAUCUUUGUUGCACCAGCUAGGAGUGGUGGAGGAAGAGGCUGAAUGA
Messenger RNA from Nerophis lumbriciformis (worm pipefish), 969 nucleotides. Lineage: Eukaryota; Metazoa; Chordata; Actinopteri; Syngnathiformes; Syngnathidae. The record is from RefSeq and is a predicted model, not a curated record.